Ruditapes philippinarum (Manila clam) is the source of this 3432-nucleotide messenger RNA. Its product is annotated as fibrinogen C domain-containing protein 1-A-like. The transcript has a single exon. The coding region runs from base 101 to 1675 and encodes 524 amino acids. The record is from RefSeq and is a predicted model, not a curated record. NCBI's taxonomy places the organism in Eukaryota, Metazoa, Mollusca, Bivalvia, Venerida, Veneridae.
GCAGUUUGAUGUUAAAAUAAAAAAAAAUAAUUAAUCAGGCAGUAUGAUUAUUUAUAUACCUUAAACAUUAAAUAAGUAAAUAAGCACCUGCCUGUCAAACAUGAAAGACGCAUUUAUCACUUUGCUGAUUGUCGGAAUAAUUCAUGCUUCUGCUAAUGACUUGAGACUUGUAAAGGAAAGAAUACGAUUCUUAGAGAACAGAGUUAAUUCAGAAUCAAAAUUCAGACAUGAGGAUUACUCAGAAAUAAUCUACAGGUUGGACGAGAUAGAUAAAGUAUUGAAUACAUCGCUUGAUAGCAGAGCCCGAGUAAGCCGCUACGAUGAACUGCCCAAAGAAACAGGCGAAACAAGCUCUAAAGCUUUUGAACAUCUAAAAGAAGACUUUAUACGAAUCAGGAAAGCAUUUGGCGAGGUGAAGGCAAAAAUGGCAAGAAGUCGUAGAGAAAUUCCUAUCUUAGGAAAUAAUCUUAAAGCAGUUCAAGAGGAAAUAGACAACUAUUGUAAAAUAGGUUUAAACAAGACAGACAAGGUUAUUUCGAGAUUAGAAACAAACACAUUGAUGAUAUCAAAAGUCAGUGCAAAACAGAUUGCCGUGUACGAUAAGUUAGAAAACGUCAAUCAACUGAAAGAAAUUACUUUAAAACUUGAGCAAGUUAAACAGAAAACUGAUGACAUGGAGAACAAAACAGCCAUAAGCAAUGGAAGAGUUGAUACUAUAGCAGCAAAUGUGGAAAUAAAUAAAGUAAAUCUAGAACGUGUAUACUCGCUGGUAACAGAAUUAUCAACUAACGUUAAGCCCCUAUUGAGACAAGUAUCAAGUAUAGAAGAAACAAGCGAGUUGAUAGUAUCUGAAGUCAGUAAGAAACAUAUAAAAUUGCUCAAUGAAAUAAAUGAAAAUUCUUCACACGACAAUACACAAUUGAAAGACAUCGUUAAAAGACUUGGGCAGGUAAAAAAGCAAGUUGAUGACAAUGAAAACAGUAAAAGAGUAGAUGCUAUAGCAGCAAUUGUGGAAGAGAAUAAAGUAAAUAUAGAACGUGUAUACUCGCUGGUAUUAUCGAUCUUAUUUAAACAAAGGUCUUGUAAUGAAAUACUCAAUAACGGAUUCACACUAAAUGGUGCAUAUAACCUACGACAAGGGCAUAUGGUGUACUGCGACCAAACCACAGAUGGUGGGGGUUGGAUAGUAUUUCAGAGAAGACUAGAUGGUGAGGAAGACUUCUACCGUAACUGGGCUGACUACAAAAAUUGCUUUGGCGAUCUAAACGGCGAGUUCUGGCUCGGUAAUGAACAUUUGAGUUUACUGACAGCAAGUGGAGAACAUGAACUUAGAAUAGAGUUGGAAGAUUUUGAUGGAAACAGUGUAUAUGCCAAGUAUAGCAAGUUUAAGAUAUAUCCAGAAGAUGACAACUACAAACUGGAGGUAAGUGGAUAUAGUGGAACUGCCGGGGAUUCCCUAGCUGAACAUAAUGGGAGGAUGUUCUCAACUUUUGACAGAGACAAUGAUCAUGCUUCAACAUCAAAUUGUGCUGUUCUGUAUCAUGGUGCGUGGUGGUAUGCGAGUUGUUACCUUUCAAAUCUCAAUGGCCAAUAUUUCGAAAAAAGUAAUAAAGGAAUCAUGUGGCUCAGAUGGAAAUACUCGAGUUUAAAGAUAGUAGAAAUGAAAUUCCGUUAGCACUUGUAGAAAAAUCAACAUUACUGAACUCAUCUAUGUUUUACUAGGUUGCUGCCAGAAUAUUUCCUUUGAUUCUCUUGAUCAUCAUAAUAAUAGUAUGAUGUUUUCAACGAUUAACAAUAAUAACGAUAAAUACUCAAUAAAUUGUGCUGUCAGUCAUGGUAGUAUCCAAGAGUUAUUAUCAAUCAUAUACAAGUAAAUCUCAACAAACGGUAUAGCAAACGUAAAAUAUUCAUUCAUACCGUGAUGAAUUUGACUAUAUGCAAAGGAGCGGCGAGUUUCAAUAUCUAAAUAUUGUUGGAAUAUUACAAAACGUAUAAUUCGAAAAUACCUGUUUGAAAGAAAUAUGUUGGUUGAAUAUCUUGUGAAUUGAGUGCGCGGAAUUAUUGCUGAACGGUUUAAUACCUACAUAACAUAGCGGCAUUAUAUUUCCUUCUAGAGCAGAUGUUUGUGACCCCCCCCCCUUCCCGUGUUUUACACAUCGUAAAAUCAAUGGAUUUAGAGAAAGUUCGAUGCUUAUAAAAUAAUGAAAUUGCCCUCAUUUGCAAUAAAAGAAAAAAAAGUAGCAAAAUUAAUGUACGAAGUAUUUUGUCUUCCAUUUCUAAUACUAAAUUACUGUAACUUCAACGUAUAUUUAUUGCCAAUAACAAAGGAAGCAAAAGAUGGCUCAGGUAAUUGGCAGACGAGUAACUGUUUGGAAAUUAUAUCAGGACAACAAAACUAGAUAGAUUUUGAGAAAUAAAAAGUUUUUGGGACAAACCAUUUUGACGGACACAGUACAAAACGUUUUAAUUAUAUAUGUACAUGUUGAAAAUCAAGUAGAAACAAGCGGGGGACAUGUACAUGUAUAUCUUGGAAUGGCUCCAGUCCCUGCUGACAGAAGUGUGAAGGCGUAUUUACAUCUGCACACCAAAAUCGAUGUUUUUAUUGUGUUUUAACCUCUUAUAUUUCUAACGUAUGUUUGUCUAGUUAAAAAGAAAAUUCAUUUUACAUUUAUUUUGCAAAGAAAAUUCCUCGUACAUUUGUCAAGUCAGGGUUUCAUGUAUGUUUAAACCAAACUGUUAUGUGUAUAUUCUGAAUUCUGUUUAAAGUUUCAUUAUUUAUAUAAAGUAUUGUAAAAUUUACAAAAUUUCCCAGCUGUAUUGUAAUCUUAAAUUAAAUCGCUUUGAUGUAUCACCUUUCUAUUAUUUGAUUUGUUUCAUUUUUUAAACAGUUUCAUAUGAACGACCUUAAAGCUGCAUGCCUCCGGACGAGCCGAAAUUUUUCAAGAAAAUUAAAUUUGAGAAAAAUGUGCUAAAAUUUUCAGAAAAGUAAAAUGUUUCAAGAUUCAAGUAAUGAUUUACAGGUUAUAGGCAAUUAAAGGCUGAUUUUAGGGUAUUUAUCAUCCUAUUUAUACUGCGUUACUAACACAGUAAGGGCUAAUUUUGCUUAUUUUCACCUCUAUUUGGUAAUUUAUAUGGAUUGCAAGGGCAAUUUUGCAAUGGGUAAAUUAUUUUCUUUGUUCACUUCACAAUAUUUUACUUUUUAAUACAUUUUUAAAAUUUUCAUGAAAAUUAGCACGAAUCUGGAGGCAUGCUGCUUUAAACACAGAAAAAAAUAAAAUAAAAUGGUUAAAUGUUAUGCUCUUGUGUCGAGCUAGUGAUAACAAAAGACCUGGUCUCAGUAAACAGAUUUUAUUUAAAAUAUUUUAACAAAUACAUGUAUAUUACCAUAUGAAACAUAAAUAUUAUUGGUUGGACAAGUUGCUGACGGAAGAA